Molecule: messenger RNA, 399 nt
Organism: Nerophis lumbriciformis (worm pipefish)
Lineage: Eukaryota; Metazoa; Chordata; Actinopteri; Syngnathiformes; Syngnathidae
Source: RefSeq, a predicted model, not a curated record
AUGGCUCCACCCGGUGGGAAAAUCAACAGACCCAAAACGGAGCUGAGCAAGAGGCUGUUCAAGCGCCGCCGGGUCCUCGGGCGACACAAGAAGAAGAAGAAGAAUGGAAACGCGGGCGUCGUCCCGGAUCGAGGACUCGUCACCGUCCGCCGCCUGGAGAUGAGGAACGCCGCCGUCACUUUGUCGGGGAAGAAGAGACGCAAGCUCCUCAAGCGGCUCCGGCGCCUCCGAAACGACAAAGUCGGAACGGAAGGUGAGUCUCGCUCGCCGUCGCCUCCGAACGGACCUCGGUCCUCCUCGACGUAUGAGCUCGCGUACGUCGGUGUUUUUGCAGCCUCCGGGACGACCGAGACGCCGACCGGCGCGAAGGGCCGCGAGGACGUCGUCGCGGAAACGUGA